Messenger RNA from Stegastes partitus (bicolor damselfish), 1983 nucleotides. RefSeq names its product LIM domain transcription factor LMO4-B (gene lmo4lb). The record is from RefSeq and is a predicted model, not a curated record. NCBI's taxonomy places the organism in Eukaryota, Metazoa, Chordata, Actinopteri, Pomacentridae. Bases 247 to 726 code for a protein of 159 amino acids. The transcript has 6 exons.
GAAAGAGAGCACGGCGUGUUGAUAGACAGAUAGCAGUGACAGAGAGCAGGGGAGAGGCAGGAGCUGAGUCAUGUGUCCUCCUAUCCGCUACAUGUAGCUAUAGAGACCACAGCAUGUCACGUCCAAGUGCGGACGUCCAACUGUAAGCGUGCCCAGCUACCUGUGAAUAUUUCCACAGCUUCUCAAAGUUCUCUCGGCAGGAGGAAAAGCUUUGUCUCGGCGAGGCCUCUGAGGGCCUACAUCAGCAUGGUGAACAGCCAAGCGUCAGGCAUACCACCAGCUCCCAGGUCGUGUGCAGGAUGUGGGGGAAAGAUUGCCGAUCGCUUCCUGCUCUUCUCCAUGGAGCGCUACUGGCACACGCGCUGCCUCAAGUGCUCUUGCUGCCAAGCCCAGCUGGGGGACAUUGGCACUACCUGCUAUAGCAAAGGGGGCAUGAUUCUGUGUCGGAGUGACUACAUCAGACUGUUUGGGCACAGUGGGGCGUGCAGCGCCUGCGGCCAGUCAAUCCCAGCCAACGAGAUGGUGAUGAGGGCACAGGGAAAUGUUUACCACCUCAAGUGUUUCAGCUGUGCCACCUGUAGAAACAGACUCAUGCCUGGCGAUCGCUUCCAUUACAUCAAUGGUACAAUCUUUUGUGAGCACGACAGACCCGGCGCUGCCUUGCUUAACAGCCACCUGCCUCCACUUCAGAGCAGCUCUGUGCUGACAGACCAGAAGGUAUGCUGAGUGGCAGCAGUUCUGCGUGAUGCGGUCAUGUUUCCCACCCGAGCUUCACUUCUCCUCAGUGCACUCCUCUCCUGCUUCUGUUGCCGUUGUUAAUGUGGACCCAGCCCCUCCCCAAACCCUGCCAGCCACCCACCAGUCUUCUCCCGGACAGAAUGUUGUUUUUCAUUCAAGAUAUCUUUCAUGACUCCCCAUAUCAGAGACUCUUUAAUGCAUACAAAGUCCUGUUUCUGUUGUGGUCAAUGUUAAAGUGGUCUGUGCAUCAUGCAAAGACUAAGAGUAUGUGUGGACUGCAUUGGCAAAAGGCUCCUUGAGGACUAAAAGAAGGCUUGAGGAAAACGGUGACAAUGAAAACCAGCACCAACUAAAAGGGAACAAAAGGAGCUUGAUAUACGUUUGAUGGACUGCUGUAAAAUGACUGUCAAAGCUUUGCUUAUGCCAUGUGACAUUAUUUCCCCUGAGCGUGUUUUUAAUGAACUCUUGAUCUCUCUCUUGUAUAUGUUAAUCUUGAGAUCUAACACACUGAGGACUGAAGAUAAAAAUGAUGGGUGUCAGGCAAAAAAUCCGGAGUACCUGAAAAUGUUCAAUCACAGGAAAACCCUUAAAUGAAUUUAUGCACCAGAAACUUUGAGAAGCACGUACGGAAAACAAAGACCUUUCGGUAUUAUCCUCAAUGACUGAUUUCUCACAUGCCCUAAACAAAAAAGAAGUCAAAUUAUCCAGUAAAGGUUUUGUUGUUUUUCUUCUGUAGGGUUUUAUUUCUUUAUCAGGUGCCUGUUAAAUGUGUGGAAAAAAUGUGCAUUUAAAACAAAACUUCUAUUAAAAACUGUUGUCCUCUAACAUGUCACAAAGUGAGAUGAUGUCAUACAGAAGCCCCUUAGUGGUAUUCAAGUGGCAUUGUAUUUCACAGUAUCUAGCAUUGUGGAUGUUACUGGCUUUCUCCUACUCUUUACCCCUGUAUGGUGAAAACAUGCCUGAUUACCCCAAGGAAUGGAAUUAGGGGGCUUGAGCUCUGACCAUUUACAGAAGCAAUUAAACAUGAGCCCUUGUAUCUGUGCUGCUGGUGCUCCUGGGCGGCUGAACUUGGGGCAUAUCCUGUAGCUGACUGGCCCGGUGGCCGUCUGCUUGCCUGCCUCUAAUAAAGCCUAAUCUGAAAGCAGGCUAAUUAAAGGGGAGUGGCCCUCUCUACAUCCAGGGCAUUUGAAACAAUCAGAUGUAUUUAGUAUCUACCAUGUUCCAAUUAAAGCUCCACACAGCCUG